This is a messenger RNA of Trichophyton rubrum CBS 118892, 1017 nucleotides long. RefSeq lists its product as uncharacterized. The coding region runs from base 1 to 1017 and encodes 338 amino acids. The record is from RefSeq and is a predicted model, not a curated record. NCBI's taxonomy places the organism in Eukaryota, Fungi, Ascomycota, Eurotiomycetes, Onygenales, Arthrodermataceae. The transcript is spliced from 6 exons.
AUGGACAAACUCAUGGUUCCAGACGUUCCCGUGAUUCCUGGACCACCAGAACUCCCCUACUCACUCAGGUCCCGAAAACGAUCGAUUUCUAUAUUUUGGACACUCUUUAUAAUUGAUACUCUGGUUCAGCCCUUGGUUCUUUACUUUACCUUAUGGUACUGUACUAAUUUAUCACACAACUUGGUAUUCACAAUAAGCACCGCUGCACUUGGAGGAGUUGCCGUCGUUGAAUAUUUUUAUCGGUUUUAUAACCUAUUCAAAAAGGGAUCGAAAGUGAGGCCGUUGAAUGCAAGGAGGUCAUGGCUUGAUUUCUUUCAAGUGAACUUCACGAUAGUAUGGCUCAUUCUGGCAGUGGAACUAAUUAUAGGAACUGUUCAAGAAGAACCGUACAUUCGUCUCCUGGCGAUGCCAUUACCCACCGUUAUGUUUUAUUUUGGACUCGUUCAUCUAACCCUCGAUCUCCUCCGUGCCUUAGGUUACCAGGCCCCCUUCCGCAUAUCGUCAACGCCUAAGGGAUACGUCAUGCCCACAGCCUUGUACGUAUUGAUUGAAGACGUUGUGGCCGUGGAUGGUGGGGGUGGGCAGGUAUACAGAAGGGCAAUCCGUGAUAGAUAUCUCUCCAGCCCUUACUUCCGACAGAUGCUCUUUGAAAUGAAUUGCUUUUGGGGUGGCGGCUCAGUCAUUUCCGCAGCGGUGAUCACUGCUCUAGUAUUUACAACUCCUAGAGACGUAGCAUAUACGCUCGGAUGGUCUUUACCCUUCGUGUGGGCCGGCAGCUGGGUCCUUAUAACUAUUCCCUGGGUGCAGGCUGAUCUUCGCAAGGAGAAGGCUGCUUGGGGGAAAUACUCCCUUCAUGGAAUUCCUUAUACCGAUGACAUCACUUGUCCUACACCCCAGACUCGGUUUAUAUCUGUUUCUGGCAGGUUGAUGUCCUCACUACCAUUCCAGAAACCGGUAAAGCUCGAUAGAGUUGACAAUAACAACGCCGCGUCGGGUUCCGAUUCUGAGGCUGUAUAA